GGGCAUGAUAAACAACUGAUCAUCUGUUUACCCCUUCCAAAUUAAUCCGGAAAUCUGAGCAAAAGAUGGCGGAGCCAAUCAGCUUUUAGCGUAUACGAUGGCAACACUCUUCCAAGACGCACACUGAACAGGAUGUUCAAGUUCAAAUAAAGGUGGCCAUGUAAAAAUGAAUUCAGCCUCUCAACAGACUAAAAAUAUCAGGAAGCGAUUAGGAAUCAGGAUACAAAGACUAGGACUUUCUAUCCUACCUUUAUCCGCAAUUUUUGUUUUCUUUUGAACAUUUCACAAACAAGGAUGGCGUGUCAAAGGAUACUCCUACUCGCUAAAAAUGGCUAGAUAAACAAAGAGUCAAAGAACGACAAAUGGUGAGUCAGGGCGUGCCAAAUGAAAAGUAAAAUAUGUAACAAAGAAGUUUUAAAUAAGAAUUGAUAAAUUACACUGAAAUCUUCAAACAAUAUACGAAAAAUCCAUACAGUAAAGAUAAAACGGCAAUAUAGGUGCUGUCUGAACGUCCAACAAAUGAUAUCAAAUGACAAAGACAAAUAUUAAAACAGCUGAUUAUUGAACUUGUCAUAUUAUAUUUGUUUAUUUGAUUGCUUAUGGUUUUCCAGAAUUAGGAUCAUAAUCUCAUUUGAUUUCGUCACAAAUGGUCACAAAGGGUGAAAUUAGUGAAAUAUCGAGUGCAUUUUUAUUAAAUUUUUCAAAUGACAGAAAGUCUAGGUUGACAAACUCUUCCUAAAAUUAUGGCAGGCAUUCCUUGUGCAGGUUUUACUUUUUAUAAUGAAUUUGAUUCCGCAAAUUUGGCCAAAGUAGAACAUGUCCCAGGCUCAGCCCAUGACAUUGCCUCAAAACAUCCUAAAAAUGCUUUGGUACAGGAGAUUAUUGAUGCUGAGUUUAAUCUUUGGACAAAACCUGACUGUUAUGGCACUGAAUUUGAGAAUGGGAAUAGGACUUGGUUUUACUUUGGUGUAAAAGCUCCAGGCCCUGCCAUGUUAGUAAAAUUCAACAUUGUCGAUUUAAAUCGACAAGGAAAAAUGUACAGUCAAGGAAUGGCUCCUGUAUAUAGAAUAAUACCAGGCAAACCAAGAUGGGAAAGGAUAUUCGACAAACCCACACAUUGUCUUAAUGACGACAUCUUCACCCUCAGUUUUAAAUUUCGAACCCCUGAUAAUGUAGAUAGCGUAGUAUAUUUUGCGUUUACCUACCCUUUUUCGGUAACAGAGCUAGAAAAGAUGUUGACCAACGUAGAUAGCAAGUAUCUACAUGUCAAACACGUAGCCGAUGAUGAUGUAUACUACGUUAGAGAAACUGUUUGUCAUUCUUGUGAUGGAAAACCCAUAGAUCUAAUAACUAUAUCGUCAUACCAUGGGAUUUCAAAAGAAAGGGAAGAGAAAUUAAAAAAUUUGUUCAAUAAAAGUACAGUUCCUAGGCCAUAUAAAUUUCCUGGAAAAAAGGUAAUAUUCGUAUCUGCCAGAGUUCACCCAGGCGAGACCCCUUCUAGCUUCGUAUUUAAUGGUCUGUUGAGUAUGCUGUUAAGUAAAGACGAUUUGAUAGCUCAGACUUUACGUAAAAUAUACGUAUUCAAACUGAUACCAUUUCUAAAUCCGGAUGGCGUCUCGAGAGGUCAUUAUAGAACUGAUAGUCGAGGGGUGAAUUUAAAUAGGGUUUAUCUCAAUCCUAGUUUAACUGAUCAUCCGUCUGUAUACGCUGCUAGGGCUUUAAUAAGAUUUUACCAUUUUGGCUACGAAAAAGACGACUAUAUCCCCAAAUGUGAUAAUUGCAAAACACGUUUGCCAAGUUCCCAAUCAGACGGAACAGAAAACCAAGUUAAAGACGAUGCCAUACGAAAAAAAGUCUCUCGAAUAUCUUUAAACGAAGACAAUAGCCCUCAAACGUGGUGCACAAAAUGUAAGACUAAUAUAAUUAAAUUGGAAGAUACCAUGCCUGGAAUAUCUAGCAUUAUUCCUACUUUCAACUUAAAUACUGCGUUAGGGCACAAUUUUUGUAGAAACUGCGGAACACAGCUACAACACACGCCGAGUAAAGAAGAAGUACAGUUCGAGAAGGUAGUGGUAGGAGCCCAUGGUGAUAUAAAUUCGAACGAAUCCGGCCUCUUUAUGUACAUUGAUUUGCACGGGCACGCGUCGAAGAAAGGUAUCUUUAUGUAUGGCAACCAUUUCGACGAUAUUGAAAGGAACGUGGAAUGCAUGUUGUUACCCAAGUUGAUGAGUAUGAAUAACCACAAUUUCCACUUUCAUGCGUGUAAUUUUACGGAGAGAAAUAUGUACCUGAAGGAUAAAAGAGAUGGAAUGAGUAGAGCUGGUUCUGGUAGAGUGGCUGUGUUAUCGUUGACUGGAAUUAUUAAAAGUUAUACUCUGGAAUGUAAUUACAAUACUGGCAGACUGGUUAACAUUCUACCUCCUACAAUAAGGGAACCUCAUGGAAGAAUGCACACCAUUCCUGUACCACCCAAGUAUACACCACAAAUAUUUGAAGAGGUGGGCAGGUCACUGGGUGCUUCGAUCCUAGACCUCACCGGUAACAAUCCUUUCACAAGACUGCCAAACUCAGAAUUUCACAGCUUGUCCGGCCUCAGAGAUUGGCUGCGAACAAUGUCUCGAGAACUGAACGAAACUCGGCCGAAGAAGGGCAAGAUCGGCGGCAGCUUAACUCAGGCUAAAUCGACACGUACCAUCUUCAAGAACAGAACUUCGAUACCCAAACCAAUCCCGAAAAAACCAAAGUCCAGAAGCGCACCAAUACCUCUGGAUAGAAAAGAAAACCUCGCCCAACCCAGUUCCUCAAAGUCGGGAAUAAAAGUCAACAAACAACCUUUCAAAGCAAAAACCAGGAAAGAGCUAACUUUAAAGUCGAAAAAUUCCACAGAAAAAGUAAAACCCAUCAAUAAAGGAACCAAGAAACCAGCAGGGAUAGAGGCGAGUAACCGUUCUAAGGGUAAACUAGAAACUAGCACCCAAACCACUACACCUGUCCCAUCAGAGAAGAACAAAGAGGAAGGCGUGCACCUGAGGGAGAUUUGCUUCAUAAACAACAGCGAGGGCAAAGCAGUUAUAGCCAAAUAUGAAAAUAACGACAAAUUCGACGACAGCCUCGUUGUAGCAUGGGAGAAAAACUCCACCCACCCCCAACUGUACACCCGAAAAGCUCGUGUCUUCUCAGCUCCACCCUACCAUCUCCCCAACAAGUCCUUUUCUGAGCCGGGUACCAGCAAACAAGGAGGUGGUUGUUUUAGGGUACACAAUUUCGCCAAAACUAAAGCUAGAAGAAAUUUAAGGCGGUUGGCCAGUGCCGCUGAUAUUCUGGGAAAGGUCGAUAAAAAGAAGAAGAAGAAAUUGAAGGCUAAGUAGAAACAUAUUGUAAAUGGACUAAUUUGUAAUUUAGAAUGACUGUCUCGAAACAAUUUUCAUUAUAUACUGUAAAAAUAAAUGGAUAUCGGUAUGGG
Molecule: messenger RNA, 3463 nt
Organism: Diabrotica virgifera virgifera (western corn rootworm)
Lineage: Eukaryota; Metazoa; Arthropoda; Insecta; Coleoptera; Chrysomelidae
Product: cytosolic carboxypeptidase-like protein 5
Exons: 11
Coding region: 744-3368 (874 amino acids)
Biological process (GO): proteolysis; protein deglutamylation
Molecular function (GO): zinc ion binding; metallocarboxypeptidase activity
Source: RefSeq, a predicted model, not a curated record